AUGCCGCUGGUGCAGCGCUCACUGGUGCUGGUGGCGCUGCUACUGGCCUGCGUGAGCGGAGACCCGCAGGGCAGCGAGUCCGACCACGACGAGGACGUCGACCAGCGCCAGCUGCUGCUAGACUUCAAGGCGGGAAUAUCAAACUGGGAUGCGGUGGCCGCAUCCCGCCGCCUGGCUGGCUGGUCGCCCUGCACGCUAGGUGGCGAGUGCGUGCCGGUGUGCCGCUGGGGCGGCAUACUGUGCGACCCUUAUGAGUACCCGGCAGCCAACCAGGUCACCACGCUAGACCUGGGAUGUAGCGAGGCGGGGUGCGAGGUGGCGAUGCAGGGCGUCCUCAGCGCCAGCCUGGCCUCGCUGCCGCACCUGCAGACACUGGACCUGGUCAACAACAACCUGUCCGGGACGCUGCCGCCAGAGUGGGGCCUGCCGGGGGCCUUCCACGACCUGCAGAUCCUGCGGCUGAACGGCAACCGCUUCAGCGGGCGCAUACCGGAGCAGUGGGCCGUGGGGCCGGCCUUCCUGCGCCUGGUAGACUUCCAGCUGGCGGGCAACCUGCUGACGGGUCCCUUCCCCGCCGUCGCCUACACCAACACCUCCUUCAUGCUCAUGCAGGCCUUCAACAUCGGCAACAACCAGAUGACGGGGCCGCUGCCCGAGUUUUGGAACGGGCUCAUCAUCCUGUCCCUGGUGUCCAUUGCAAACAACCGCUUCACAGGCACGCUGCCGCCCGACUGGGGCCGCCAGGGCUACUUCUUCAACGGAACCUACAACGACACGCAGGCGCUCCAGUUCCUGUACCUGCACGGCAACCAGCUGACGGGCGGGCUGCCGGCGGCCUGGGCUGGCGCCGAGUCGUUCUCGGUGCUGCGGGAGCUCACGCUAUCUGAAAACCUGCUGGGCGGCACGCUCCCCAUGGAGUGGGGCCUCGGCCCGGAUGCCAUGCCCGCCCUGCGCGCCGUCAACCUGUCCCUCACCGGCCUCACCGGCACGCUGCCGGAGCAGUGGGGCGCUUACGGCGGGCUGGCGAGCCUGGAGAGGCUGAACGUGGCCGGCAACAACCUGAGCGGGGCCGUGCCGGCGAGCUGGUCGCAGCAGCUGCCCAGCCUGCAGCGUGUCACCCUGCAGCCCGGCAACCCAGGUCUGUGCACAGAGGAGCCAGCCGGAGCCAGCUUUCGGCUGUGCAGCGAGGGGGAUGUGAUGUGCUACCGCGCGCUGGUCACCUCCACCAACGCCAGCGCGUGCAGCAAUAGCAGCGGCGAGUUCUAUAGCGGCAGCGGGAACAGCACCAGCGACAGCGGCAGCGGCUCCAGCUUCCCCGUGGUGGCGGUGGCUGUGCCGCUGGCGGUGGUGGGCACGGUGCUGCUCGCGCUGGCUGCCUUCCUGCUGUGGCGCCGCCGCCAGAAACAGCAGGCGCGGCAGGCCGCGCUGGCGCUGCCGCAGCAGCGCCAGCUGACCCAGCGGACCAGCAUGCCCAGCAAGCCGCCCUCCGAGCUGCAAGAGGAGCUCAGCCUGGCGAUCGGAAGCGUCCUGCCCGACGGCAAGGCUCCGCCGCCGCCCCCGCCGUUUGGCGCCGCCCCCGCGGGCACAGCCGCGGCAGCGGCUCCUGCAGCGGUGGUGCCGCUGGAGGCCAGCAGUCGCCCACGCAGCUUCGCCACCGGCGUGUUUUGCUUACCCUGCGCCGGCCGCCGAUCCACAGACGGAGGGACGCAGCUGGAGGGGUUGCCGUCAAAUAAAACGGCGGCGUCUGCCAACGCGCGCAACUCAUUACACAUCUGGCUGCCGCAGGCAGCCUCCGGGGCGGGGAGCAGCGCGCGGCCGUCGCCCACGCCGGGGUCUGGGGGCCGGCAGGCGCAGACGCCGGAUCAGCAGCAGGCUGCCGUGGAGCUGUCGCCCCUGCAGCAGUACCAGCAGCAGCAGGCGCAGCAGCCCGUGGCGCUGUCGCCCAUGGCGCAGUACCAGCAGCAGGCGGCCCAGUUCUACUCGGCGCCGCUGUCGCCCAUGGCGCAGUACGAGCAGCAGCAGGCGCAGUUCUACUCGGCGCCGCUGAUGCCCUCGAGCCACCUGCCGCGGCAGUCGCCGCAGCUGCAGCACAGCUCCAGCGGGCGCAGCGGGCGCAGCGGCGGGCACUCCAGUGGCGGGCCGCCGGGCAGCCUGCCUCGAGGGCACUCCCUGGGCCACGACUCGAGCGGCGCGCCUGUGAGCGGCGGCUCCGGCGGCGGCAUCGGCGCCGCCACCGGCGCCGCCUACCACUCCAGCUUUGGGCCGCGAGAGCUGGAGGUGCUCAUGAGAGACUGGGACAUCCCGGCAGAGUCCAUCCACAUCUGCAAGCGGCCCGACGGCUCCGAUUGGCGCAUCGGGUCGGGAGGCUUCGGCACGGUGUUCAAAGCCAUGCGCAACGGUGUGCAGCCUGUGGCAGUCAAAGUCAUCAUGGGGGGCAUGAGCGACGCCCAGAACAUGAUGAGCGACGAAGACUUUGCCCGCGAGGUGUCCAUCCUGCGCACCUGCCGCGACACCAACAUACUCCAGUUCCAGGGAGUGUGCUUCCAGCCGAACCGCACGCUGCUGGUGACGGAAUACAUGGAGGGAGGCAACCUGGCGGGCAACUUGCGGGCCAAGACGGUGUCGUGGUACCGGCGCGGGAAGAAGGUUGCCAUCGACGUGGCUCGUGCCCUGGUCUACCUUCACUCCAGACGCAUCCUGCACCUUGACAUUAAGAGUGCGAACGUUCUGCUGACCAGGGAUGGUACCGCCAAGGUUGGGGACGUUGGUAUGGCCAAGAUCAUGGCGGGGGAGUAUGUGAGCGGUACCGUCGGCACGCUGGCCUGGUCUGCGCCUGAGCUGCUGCUGGGGCAGCGGUGCGACGCCAAGGCUGACGUGUAUUCGUUUGGGGUGCUGCUGUGGGAGAUUGUGAGCGGGGAAGUUCCCAUCCGGGGCCAGCUGCGUGACCCGAUCCCACCCUGCGGCGCUUGCCCUGCCCUCCUCUCCUUCAGAGUCCCGGAUGAGUGCCCUCCCGAGGUGUCUGCCCUCAUCGACCGCUGCUUGUCCCACGAUCCCUCCGAGCGCCCCACCUCCACAGAGCUUGUGGAGCAGCUGCAGCGGUGCCCCGCGGUGGCGCCCGGCGGCGCCGCCUCGCUGCCGCGCCGCUCGCCCAACCCCGGCCUCGCCUCGGCCGCCAGCGGCGGCUUUGGCCUGCUGGGCACGCUGCCGCUGCGUGGGGUGGACUCUGCGGCCAGCCUGGCGCCCUCGCCCGCCUCCCGCGCAGCAUCCCUGGACGGCGGCGCCCCGCCGCUGCGCACCGCCAGCGCCAGCAGCGGCGGCGGCCUGCCGCCGCUGCCGGAGCAGGCGCCGGCGGGGGAGCAGGAGGCGCAGGCGCCGGCAUCGGGCGGCAGCAGCGUGGACAUGCGGGGGCCGUUUGCCGCGGUGCAGCACCUGAUGCGGCAGUUCAGCGGGCCGCAGGCAGAUGGGCCUCAGUCGGGCGCCGCCGCCGCGCCUUCGGACCCAGCAAGCGGCGCCGCGGGAGCCGGCCCCGUCGGCGAGGGGGCACCGGGCACGGGGCGGCCGCUGGGGCGCCCGCCGCGGCAGCCCAGCACCGACUGA
Chlorella variabilis is the source of this 3597-nucleotide messenger RNA. RefSeq lists its product as hypothetical. The record is from RefSeq and is a predicted model, not a curated record. Gene Ontology annotation, biological process: protein phosphorylation. NCBI's taxonomy places the organism in Eukaryota, Viridiplantae, Chlorophyta, Trebouxiophyceae, Chlorellales, Chlorellaceae. Gene Ontology annotation, molecular function: protein binding; ATP binding; protein kinase activity. The transcript has 17 exons. The coding region runs from base 1 to 3597 and encodes 1198 amino acids.